AUGGCCAAAGUGAAAAAUGAAAAGGAAGUUCACGAGAAGGGGCAUGCUCCGACACCACCACCUCCAUUAGAAGAGAAAUCAUGCAUGUCAGACUGCCAGGUACAUCUCUUCCCAGAGCCACCAAGAACAAGGAAAGGUAUAAGAGACAAAGGAAACACUAGCUUAUCUUCCAGCAGUGACACAGAUCAUCCAGUUAUGGAAAGCUUCGGAACAUUAUUGUAUCUGUAUGAAGCACAUUUUGAGUCCCAAUGUGUUUUUAGUUUGAGAGAACAUGAUAGGAUUACUGUGCCCCCAGGUGAACCAACGCAAAUGGAAAAUAAUAAAUACAUACAAACGUAA
Messenger RNA from Sphenostylis stenocarpa, 339 nucleotides. NCBI's taxonomy places the organism in Eukaryota, Viridiplantae, Streptophyta, Magnoliopsida, Fabales, Fabaceae. The record is from the annotation of a GenBank genome assembly.